Messenger RNA from Lasiosphaeria miniovina, 826 nucleotides. RefSeq lists its product as uncharacterized. The transcript is spliced from 2 exons. The record is from RefSeq and is a predicted model, not a curated record. Lineage: Eukaryota; Fungi; Ascomycota; Sordariomycetes; Sordariales; Lasiosphaeriaceae. Bases 266 to 826 code for a protein of 186 amino acids.
GCCAUUUGCUCGACAUGUUUGAGAAGAUUGACGGCGUCGACGGCCUGAUGAGAUUCAUCAACCAGGGCGAGAGCACUACCUAGGUGCCGUUCUUUGGACCGCUCAACAACUUCAUUGCAAGCUUCAUGUGGGACGGCAGCGCCGUUGCUGGCGUCACCCAGUACGACCACUUCAAGGCGACCACUUCAAGGCGACCGAUUCCAAGACGAACAACGAACUCGAGGACUUCCUCUAAGAUACUAGCGGCGAGUUCCUCGAGAGGUGCAUGGCGAGACCCGAGCACGGAUUCGUGGUGGCAAGGGUUCUGUGUUCGAUCAUGGGCGAGACGUUCGGUCCACACAACAUGCGCCUCGUCACGCUGUACAACUUCGAAAAAGACCUCGCAAAAGCCCAAUCAGAGGGCCUGCUCAAGCUGGCAAAGGUCCGGAACCCGCUCGCAGACAUGUCCGCCAGACUCUUGGUCAAGCUCGACGACGAUUUCAUCAAGCAGCAGAAGACAACUCGGACGACUUCAAAGACAGGGAGUCUGUCAUCCCCUGCGCCGCCACCUCUUAAUACCAAGCAAGAGCGCUUCUCAGUUCACAUCAAAAGCCACGGGACUUUUCUGUACCGGUACCCGGACGAGGACGACAGCUUCAAGUGGGUGAAUCAGACAUUUGAGUUUGCGUCGUCGAAGAAUCCGUUUGAGUGUGUUCACGAUACCGAGAAGGAUACCUACAGUCCCAAGUCGGCGCUCUUCCAGAGCGAGCAGCUGGCCUUGCAGAUCAGCGGCGGGGCUGGGGACCUGCACGAGCCCCUGCCUCUGCAGUGUCCCUUGGGUGUUUAG